UCGUUUAUUCGACAAGUACUCCGUUGUGACUAUGAUGAGUAAGGUUAAGUCAUUGCCAACCUAAGAUGUAAUCUUAGCUUAGAUAUCACAUUUAGUGAUUAGAUAUAAUAUUUCUCUAAACAUUAAUACACAGUAACAACUUACAAUUAAUAAAAUAGUAUGUCAGUGGGUCGUAAAUUUCGCAGGGUAAUUUUGGGAAUGUCAGGAGGGAUAGACAGCUCAGUAGCUGCUUUAAUUCUCAAAAAGCAAGGUUAUGAUGUAAGUGGACUGUUUAUGAAGAAUUGGAACAUAACUGACGAAACUGGAAAUUGUUCAGUAGAUCAAGACUUUCAAGAUGCAGCAAGAGUGUGUUCUACACUAGGUAUAACACUUCUAGAAGCUAAUUUUUCUAAAGAAUACUGGAACUAUGUAUUUACCGAUUUGAUUGACCAAUAUCAAAAUGGACAGACACCUAAUCCUGAUGUUCUUUGUAAUCGACAUAUAAAGUUUAACAGAUUUGUCAAUUAUGCAAUUGAAAGAUAUGGAGCUGAUGCAAUUGCUACUGGACAUUAUGCUCAAUCAUCAUUUGGGUCAUUUUUAGAGUCUUAUGACAAAGUUAAAGGAGUUCACUUAUUAAAAGCUGUGGACAAAUUUAAAGAUCAAACCUUUUUUCUUAACCAAGUUUAUCAAGAUAGUUUACAAAGGACAAUGUUUCCUUUGGGAUCAUUAACUAAAGAUCAAGUUAAAAAAAUUGCAUUUGAGAAUAAUUUUUUUCACUUACUUGAUAAAAGAGAAAGUACAGGAAUUUGUUUCAUUGGGAAAAGAAAGUUUUCUUCAUUUAUUUCCGAAUAUCUACCUGAUACUGAAGGUUCAUUCAUAGAUGUCGAUACAGGUUUGCAUGUGGGGCGUCACCGUGGUAUACACCACUGGACAUUAGGCCAGCGUUGUAGAAUUGGUGGAAAUGCAGAUCGUUUCUAUACAGCUAAGAAGGUACCAAAUACUCAAGACAUUUUAGUUGCAAUGGGAAAGAAACAUUUGAUUUUAUGGAGCCAACACUUAACAACAAGCCAACCUAAUUGGAUUCAUUCGGUUCCUAAGAUUUUAACUAAAGGUGGUGUUCUACAUUGUGAGUUUAGAUUUCAGCAUACUUAUCCAUUAAUCCCUUGUAAAGUAAUGAUGAAGGAGGAUACAUCUCUAAUCAUCAUAUUGGAAAAACCUUUGUUUGCUUUAACAGCUGGACAGUAUGCAGUUCUUUACAAAGAUAAUGAAUGUUUAGGUGGUGCAAAAAUAGAGAACACUGCUCCAAGUCUGUAUACAAUAAGCAAUAAUUGUAAUAACAGACAGUCGAAAGCUUGUGGAGGGCCGUGAAACGAAGUAUAAAAAGUGGCAUAUCAGCCAACUUGCUUGCAGAUCAUCUCCGUGAGUAUUUAUACAGAAUAGAAGUACGGUUUUCCAGAGAAGAUGCUUCAACAACUUCUCGAAACCGGCUAAUCAUUGCUACCCAGAAAAAAAUUUAAAUAAUUAAGCAUAUUUUGUAUUUCUUGUUAUAAAUGUUU
Molecule: messenger RNA, 1535 nt
Organism: Homalodisca vitripennis (glassy-winged sharpshooter)
Lineage: Eukaryota; Metazoa; Arthropoda; Insecta; Hemiptera; Cicadellidae
Product: mitochondrial tRNA-specific 2-thiouridylase 1-like
Exons: 2
Coding region: 160-1347 (395 amino acids)
Biological process (GO): tRNA wobble position uridine thiolation
Cellular component (GO): mitochondrion
Molecular function (GO): sulfurtransferase activity
Source: RefSeq, a predicted model, not a curated record